This is a messenger RNA of Podarcis muralis (Common wall lizard), 7510 nucleotides long. Lineage: Eukaryota; Metazoa; Chordata; Lepidosauria; Squamata; Lacertidae. The record is from RefSeq and is a predicted model, not a curated record.
GGCUUCUCCAGAUGCUGCCAAGGGCAGUGUUGUGUCAGUGUGAUCUGUCUGAAGGGAAACAGAGGAAGAUCCCUAAAUGCUAAUAGCGAGAAACCUGAGCUGAAAGAUAAUCAAACCGAGGAGGAAGAAUAAAAAAAAAAAAAACACAGCAGUGGCGCCUCCUUCCCCGGUUUGGUUUUGCAUUUAAGGUCCGCUGCAUAAACACGAAGGAAGAGGGAAGCGAUCUUGGUGCAUUGAAAAGGUAAAAGCUUUGUGCCUAUGUCUUCAGGUACCGGUUGCUUAUUCUAGUUUUUUUUCCAAUCCAGCCCCACAUUUGUGACUUCACACAAGGAUGAAAAUCGAAGAGCGGGACCCUGCAGGCUGCACACAAGGCGAGGCGUCAGAAGGAACAGGAAAAGCUCCAUACUUGGGCAUCGUAGGUUGCAAGAUGGACAUGGAGGGAGCAGUGCAUUCUGGGAGUACCAGGGAGAUUCUCAGGAGGUCAAUUUUGCAUCAGGUGAAGGAGGAGCCGGAAGAAGCCUUGACCCAGCAUUGGGAAGCCCAAUGGCAGACGUUCCUAGGAACAGUGGAGGCCCCUCACUUGGGCUGGGGGGUCCCACAGGUGCCGGAGGAGCCCACCCCCUGGGACGAUGCCAAGACCUUCCUGGCCUCCUUUGAGCAAGUGGCCAAAGCCUGCCGGUGGCCCCGGGAAGAGUGGGCGGCCCGCCUCCAGCCGGCCCUCAGCGGAGAAGCCGAGUGGGCCUUUCGAAGCCUGGAGGCUGGAGACAGAGAGGAUUAUGGGAAAGUGAAGGCGGCCAUCUUGCGGGGGGAUGCCAUGAGCAGGGAAGAGCGGCGCCAACGCUUCUGGGGCUUCCGCUACCAGGAGCCCGAGGGGCCCAGAGGGGCCUACACCCGGCUCCAGGAGCUUUGCUCCCGGUGGCUGAAGCCGGAGAGGCACACCAAGGAGCAGAUCCUGGAGCUGCUGAUCCUGGAGCAGUUCCUGACCAUCCUUCCGCCGGAGAUCCAGAGCAGGGUGAGGAAUUGCAGCCUGGAGACCUGCUCCCAGGCGGUGGCCCUGGCCGAGGACUUCCUCCAGAGGCAGCAGCAGACCAAGAGAUGGGAAGUGCAGGUCACCUCAGAAGAGGCAGCUGUGAGCUUUUCUGAGGGACUCUGGGCUCCACCUUCCAUGAAGGAGAAACAUCUGUAUGUAGAAACCAAGCAAGAAGAUGGAGAUGCCAGCCUUUUGAUAGGAAAAGAGCGGAUGACCACAGAUGAGGAGGAGGAGGAUAAAUAUGUACCAGGCGGUUCAGAACUGGUGGGACUGCAGGGGACAUUGACCUGGAAAGUAGAAGAGGAACUUCCUCUGUGUUGUGAGCCUGAAAAUGUCUUGGGAAGUCAGGAUGGAGGAAGGUGUCAGCAGGAAACCCACCCAGUGGAGGGAGCUGUUGGAGCCGCUCCUUGUAGGGAAGGUCACGAGGCCCCAAGGGAAACCACAGACCAGGAAGGAGGAGGAAACUUCGUUUCCUGGCUGGAAGAAAGCGAAGAUCCCUUUGCUCAGAGCAGUGAGGGAGGAGAGGGAUUAGCAGAAGGCAGCUUGCGAGAGAUUGAGGACGAGACCGAAAUAUGUGGGACGUCAUUAGGAUGUAAAGAGAAACUCCAGGAUCAAAGUGAUUCAGAGUUGCAGGAGGGUGAGGCUCAGGCGGAGGAUAAGGCUGAACCUGCUACUUGUCAGGGCACGGACCUGAAAGAAAUCCCGACCCGGCAGGAAAAACAGAGAGAAACGAGAAGCAGCAAGUGCCUCUGUGCUCCCACCCAGGAGAAACCAAAUAAAAACGUGACGGUUGGAAAAAGCUUCGCUCAGCAUCAAAGACACCGUGACGGGGAAGUGCCAUAUAAAUGCCUGGACUGUGGAAAGAGCUUCAACCACAAAGUGAACCUGAUUUCACAUCAGAGAAUCCACAGGCGGGGAAAACUCUACAACUGCUCAAACUGCAGCAAAACUUUCCUCCACAAAUCGAUUCUUAGCCGGCAUUUGAGGAUGCACACAGGGCAGAAGCCAUUCAGCUGCGCAGACUGUGGCGUCAGUUUGAGCGCUCAGUCCAGCCUCACUCGGCACCAGAGGAUCCACACGAGGGAUAAGCCCUACAAGUGCUUGGAGUGCGAGAAGAGCUUCAGCCAGAACUCGGACCUUAUGAGGCACCAGAGACUCCACACAGGGGACAAACCAUACCAGUGCUCCGAGUGCGGGAAGAGCUUCAGCCGGGGGGACUGUCUGGCUUCGCACCAGAAAAUCCACACGGGGAAAGAUCAGGCCAGCUUCCCGACGGCAGCAAGAACUUCGGUGAUCAAUCAGGUCUUAUUCAGUGCUGUGAUUAUCGGAGAAGAUCUGCAGAGAAUACCGGAAGUUCGGAUCAAGGAGGAACCGAGCGAGGGGCAGCUGCAGCGCUGGGAAACCCAGUGGCAGGACUUCCUGAAGAAAGUGGAGGUUUCUCAGUUAGGCUGGGCACCACAGCUGGAGGAGCCCACCCCCUGGGACGAUGCCAAGGCCUUCUUCGCCUCCUUCGAGCAAGUGGCCCAAGCCUGCCGGUGGCCCAAGGUGGAGUGGGUGGCCCGACUCCAGCCGGCCCUCAGGGGAGAAGCCGAGCAGGCCUUCAGUGGGCUGGAGGCCGGAGACAGAGAGGAUUAUGGGAAAGUGAAGGCGGCCAUCUUGCAAAGGGACGCCAUCGGUAGAGAGAAGCUGCGUCAACACUUCCGGGGCUUCUGCUACCAGGAGGCUGAAGGGCCCAGAGGGGCCUACACCCGGCUGCAGGAGCUUUGCUCCCGGUGGCUGAAGUUCCUGACCGUCCUUCCGCCGGAGAUCCAGAGCUGGGUGAGGGAGUGCGGGCCGGAGACCUGCUCCCAGGCGGUGGCCCUGGCCGAGGACUUCCUCCUGAGGCAGCAGCAGACCAAGAGAUGGGAAGUGCAGGAGCUGGCAAAGUUUGAGGAGGUGGUGGUGUGCUCUGUGAAGACUGAACCAUCUCCCUCCAGCCCUGUGGAGAUGAAGAAAGCCAAGCAGGAUCUGGGUUCUGGGGUGCUGGGUUAUGUGCAGCUGAGCAAAGGUGGAGAGAAAAUUCUGGAGUCUUCUGAGCCUGAGGCGUUCCACAGGAGAGCAACUGUGACCGUUUCCCUGGCUGAGGAGGUGGGCAAAACGGGCAGGAGCCAACAUACCCCAAAGAGGCAGCAAAGAACCCGCCAGAGGAAUCGGGCAGGAGGAUCCGUUCCUGGCGUGGCAGACGAGGCCCUUGGCAAACGCCUCUCAAGGCCUAAAGAACAGCCCUGCGCCAUUCCAGAGGGAGGUUUCGGCAAAGACUCCAGGCUUGGCCAACUUGAAAGAACCCAAAAUGGCAGGGGACAAGUUCAGGACGCCGGGGAGAGCCCUCUUCUGAGACCUGAGAAGUCGCGCAUGUGCUCUUUCUGCGGGAAAGCCUUCUGCGAGAUCGCCCACAUGAGGGCCACACACUUCGAGAAGAAGCCCUUCCAGUGCUCGGCCUGCGCGAAGUGCUUCAGCCGCAACUCGCUGCUCCUCAAGCACGAGAGGACGCACGACGGGGAGAAGCCGUACCCCUGCUCCACGUGCGGGAAGAGCUUCGUGUACAGCUGGAACCUCAUUAAGCACAAGAAGAAGCACACGGGCGAGAAGCCCCACAAGUGCUCGGCGUGCGGGAAAACCUUCUUUGAGCGCUCGGACCUCGUGCGGCACGAGAGGACUCACACGGGAGAGAAGCCCUACAGACACUCGAGAAUCAAAAUGGAGAAUCAGGACACCACAGGCGACACGUUGCAGAAGGCGCCAGGGAGAAAAGGGAAAAGCACAGGUUUCCUCCAGGAUGGGAGCAUCAAGGAACUCUUGCAUCGGUUUCCAGGAGGGCAGGUGAAGGAGGAGCCAGGCGAGGAGCCGACAGAAGCCCCAUGGCAGGAGCUCCUGAAGAAAAUGGAGUUGCCUCGGUCCGAGUGGGAGAAGCCACAGUUGCCUGAGGAGCCGUUGGACGACGCAAAGUCUUUCCUGGCCUCUUUCGAGCGAGUGGCCAAAACCUGCCAGUGGCCCAGGGAAGAAUGGGCGGCUCGAAUCCUGCCGGCCCUCACGGGAGAUGCUGAGCAGGACUUCAGUGGGCUGGAAGGCAAAGACAAAGAGGAUUAUGGGAAAGUGAAGGCGGCCAUCUUGAGAGCGGAGGCCAAGAAGAGGGAAGAGCAACGUCAACGUUUUAGAUGCUUCUGCUACCAGGAGGCCGAGGGGCCCAGAGGGACGUACCUACGGCUCCGGGGACUUUGCUACGGGUGGCUGAAGGUGGAGAGGCUCUCGAAGGAGCAGAUCCUGGAGCUGCUGAUCCUGGAGCAGUUCCUGGCCAUCCUGCCGCCCGAGAUGCAGAGCUGGGUCAAAGAACAAGGCCCAGAGGCUUGUCCCCAGGCAGUGUCUCUCGCAGAGGAUUUCCUGCUGAGGCCACGAGAGGCCAAGGGGCAGGAGAAACAGGAGUCCCUGAAGAUGGUUGAGUCUCCUCACUCAGGCUGGAAAAUACCACAGUGGUCGGAGGAGCCCGGGCCAUGGGAUGACAUGAAGGUCUUCCUGGCCUCCUUUGAGCAAGUGGCUCAAGCCUGUCGGUGGCCCCCGGAAGAAUGGGCAGCCCGGCUCCUGCCUGUCUUCAGAGGAGAAGCCGAGAGGACCUUUAGCAGCCCGGAGGCCGGAGACAAGGGGGAUUAUGGGAAGGUGAAGGCAGCCAUUUUGCGACAGGACGCCAUCAGGAGGGAGAAGAACCGCCAACACUUCAGGCACUUCUGCUACCAGGAGGCCGAGGGGCCGAGAGGGGCUUACUGUAGACUCCAGAAACUUUGUAGAGGGUGGCUGGCGGUCGAAGGACACACCAAGGAGCAGAUCCUGGAUCUGCUGAUCCUGGAGCAGUUUCUGGCUGUCCUGCCGCCGGAGAUGCAGAGCUGGGUCAGGGGACAGGACCCGGAGACCUGCUCCCAGGCGGUGGCCCUGGCCGAGGAGUUCCUGCUGAGGCAGCAAGAGUCCGAGAGAGAGGAGAAACAGGUGGCUUUGGAGGAGGAGGAGGAGGAAGAAGAUGCAAAUUUCUCGGAUGCAGGGCAAUCUCCGUGGGACUCCGAAGAGGGGCACCUGUGUGUGGUAAUCAAGCAGGAAGUUGAGGAUGGAGAGGCCAGUCCGUGUGAAGACUGGGCUGUGAGAGGAAUCGUGGUGGAGGAAGGCCUCAAGGUGGAAGGCAGUCUGAGGUGUUCUCCAGGAGAAUUUCAAGAGCUGGCUGAGAUAAAUAUGUGCAAGACUGAAAAUGAGGAGGAACCAAGCGAAGCGUCUGUGGAAAGAUUUGAGGAUGCCGGGAAUACGUGCCCCGUGUGUGGGAAAAACUUCAGCUGCAAAUCGGACCUUAACAGACAUCAGAGAACCCACACAGGAGAGAAACCAUUUCGAUGCUUUGAGUGCGGGAAGAGCUUCAGUCGGGGCGACUACCUUAUUUUGCACCAAAGGCUUCACAGAGGGGAGAAACCCUAUAAGUGCUCAGAGUGCGGGAAGGGCUUCUAUCGAAGCACGCGCCUUAUUUCACAUAAGAGAAUCCACCUAGCGGAGAAGCUGUAUAAAUGCUCCAGCUGCAGCAAGAGCUUCUGUGACCAGUCCAGACUUAUGCAACAUAAGAGGACGCAGCACUCAAGCGAGAGGCCGUAUAAAUGUUCAGAGUGCGGAAAGAGCUUCAUUCGGAAAGCACACCUUACUAGACAUCAAAGAAUCCACACAGGCAAGGUACUAUACAAAUGCUUAGAGUGUGACAGGAGCUUCAAUUGUAGCAAGCAUCUUAUUUCACACCAAAGAAUCCACACUGGAGAGAAGCCGCAUAAAUGCCCAGCGUGUGGGAAGAGCUUUAAUUUCAGCGGGAACCUUACUUCACACCUGAGAAUGCAUACAGGAGAGAAACCAUUUGAAUGCUCCGAGUGCGGGAAGACUUUCAGUCGGAGUGCCCACCUCACCUUACAUCAGAGAACCCACACGGGGGAGAAGCCAUACAGCUGCUUGGAGUGCGGAAAGAGCUUCAGUCAGAGCAGCAACCUUACUUCCCACCAGAGAAUCCACACAGGGGAGAAGCCUUAUAAAUGCUCGGUGUGUGACAAGAGCUUUGGCCGGGGUGACUCUCUUAUUUCCCAUCAAAAAACCCACGUGGCAGAAACCAUAUAAGUGCCCAGAGUGUGGAAAGAGCUUUUUGCCAAAAGCACGCACCUUAUUUCACACAAGAAAAUUCACAGACGAGGGAGGAACCGCAGGAAAAAUGCUGUGCCGUCAAUGCUUGGAACUGGGAAACGGCUUUGGCAAAAAGACAACUCUUGCUACACCACAAAGAAUGCACAACUCUCAAAACCAUCUGCUUGUUCUCAUUUGCUCCACUGAAACAUACAUAGUGAAUAAAAUUAGAAAAGGUUUAUCAACGGAUAUAACCUUUAUUAUAGUGUUGAGCAGAGCUUUCCAGACUUUUCACGUUGGUGACACGCUUUUUAGACGUGCAUCCUUUCGUGACACAGUAAUUCAGUUUUGCUAGCAAACCGGAGGUUAAACUAACCCCUUUCCAGCCCCGGGAGGAGCAUGGGGAACGUUUGUGCAACACAACUACACACCACAGCUGACUCACUGAAAUAUUGCAACACAUAGUUUGGAAAGAUCUGGUACAGAGAGAGACAGGACUAGUUUUUGCCUUUCCCAAGGUCUCUUGGAAGCCAAAGAGACACUAUAUUGCGGCCUAAAGUGAUUUGAAUUGGGUCAUCUGAAAUCCUUAGUUGGGGGGCAAGCCUUCAGUUGACAGUCCAAACUAGAUUUGGGCCUUCUGUCCUGGAAACUGAGAACACUGUCAUGGAACAAGGAGGCAUAUCUACAAUUACUGAGGGUAGGGUGGGCGGGGACCAAUAUUACAAAGUUCAGGUAUCUUUGUGAAAGAGCUUCGCAAGUACGGCACAUUAAACAGGUUUUAACGAAGUACGAUUAGCCUUGUUCUUGUUGAUAGCUGUUAGUGUAGUGAUCUGAAGAGUCUACAAGUUUGGGAGGCUCAUAAAGGUGAGCUCCCAUUGCUCUGUCCCAGCUCCUGCCAAGCUAGCAGUUUGAAAGCACACCAGUGCAAGCGGAUAAAUAGGUACCACUGUGGCGGGAAGUAAACGGCAUUUUCAUGUACUCUGGUUUCUGUCUCGGUGUUCCAUUAAUCCAGAAGCAGUUUAGUCCUGCUGGCCACAUCACCCAGAAAGCUGUCUGUGGACAAACGCCGGCUCCCUCAGCCUGAAAGCGAGGUGAGCACCACAACCCCAUAGUCGCCUUUGACUGGACUUAACCAUCCAGGGGUCCUUUACCUUUACCAAUCCUUGGAAUAUCAAGGUAGGAAAAGACUCCUGGAAAGAAUUUAUCUAGAGCCACAAUCUCUCAUAACAUUGUCCUUGAUGAGUCUGGAGAACUCGAAAGCUUCCUUAUGUUUCGUGGCAUUUUUUGUUGGUCCUAAUAAAAAAGUUUUGCUCA